AUGGCCUCCAAUAUAACCGCAGAAACUCAUGAAUUUGAUUUAAUCGAUGAUCCAAAUUUUUGUCCUCAUGAACGAUUACACCAAAAACAAUUUGAGUGUGGUGAUUCAUCUAAUAUUAUCGAUAUGGAUACUGAAGUGAAUACAUCCACAGAGCAGGGAAUAACAGAUGAUGACGACUAUUCAACAACGUCUGUUACCACAAUGACAACAAAUAAUCCAAUUUCAUCAAAUGUGACAAACAAUAUAUCUGAAACAAUGUACGCUCUCGAUCGUAAAGAGGUUCCUGGUGAUGGUUCAUGCUUAUAUUGGUCUUUUCUCUAUGCAAUGUCAUUAUUAUGGUUGACCGCACAAGAUUUACGUAACCUAGUGGCUCAUUAUAUUUUACAAAUGGAUAUUGAUGACAGCAAACUGCAAUUUGGUGCCGAUUGUCAAAAUCGUCAACAAUAUUGUGAUAAAAUUAGAAGUGGAGCUUGGGGUGGUGAAUCUGAACUUGUAGCUUUAUCCCGAAUGUAUCAUAUAAUCAUUAAAGUUGUUAAUUUGAGAAGAGAUCAGCAACAAAAUUUACCAGUAAAUCCGAUAAAUCACGGUGAAGAUGAUAAAUCAUGUACCAAUUGUAUUUACAUUAUUUUUGACAAUGCAAAACUCCAUUAUGUGCCAUUAUAUCUAUAUAACAAAGAAAAUUUACAAGAUAAAAGAACUAUUUUCGAUCUUCAUGAUACCUGCGUAGAUAUUCUUUUGCCUGACUUCGUGAAAAAUGAGAUCGAUUUAUACGACAUAUUAUCAGAAAUACGAAAUGUUGCACCUUGUGAAACACAUGAAUUUCGUACUGGUGAACAUCCUGGUAAUGAUCAAACUUUUUAUGCAGCUUCUACCUUUCUAUUUGAUCGAUCGAAAAUGAUUAAUGUUAAAUGUUUACGAAAAAACGUAGCUGAUGUUAUUCGAAGUCACACUGAUACCGAUGGUAUUCAUGUACCGCCAAGCUUGGAUUAUCAAAAUCGUGAAGAUUAUUGUCGUAAAGUCGAAGAAGGAAUUAUCUCUGGGAGAGAACCAGAACGGAAUGGUUUAAGUUAUUUGUAUCCUGAUACCUUAUUUUGUAUCAUUUCAAAACCAAACAUGAAUAACAAUGCACCUUGUAUUGAUAUUUAUGUUAAAGAUAUUUCAUCAUACAAGAAAUGUAUUAUUAUACUUUAUGAUGAAGCAAGUGAUAUCUAUAUGCCUUUAUAUUUACAUAACAAAAUUAAUGAUGAAGAAGAAAAAAUUAAUUUUAAAUAUGAUGAUACAGUGAAGAAUCUUCUUCGUGAAUUUAUUCAAAAUAAACUUAAAUAUUGGGGAUAUGUUAAUUUUGACAGCGAAAAAGAUAACCAUGCAAUGGAUUCACCACUUCAUAUUGAAAAUGAAUCCGAUGAUCUGUCUGGAAUGAUUAACGAUACUUUUAUUAAAAAUAAAUCAAAGGAGCAAAAUAUGAAGAAACGUAAAGCACCAGACAACAUUUGGUCAUUCACAUCUUCUCGUCCUGUUCCUUCAACUAAUCAAAUGUCAACAUUUCAUAAAAGAAAUGAUAUAUCAGGGAAUAUUGAUACAUUGUUGCAAAUAGCUACCAUUAGAAAAUUAAUGGAAGAACAACAACAGAUGGAAGAUUUGUCACCUACUUUAUCAACGAAUACAAGUGUUCCUGCUUGUCGUGAACAAAUGAGACUUGAAACUGACCUUAUAAAAGAAUUUCGUGCCCGUGUAUUAAGUGAUUACGUGCCAAAGAGUGAAACGAAGCGUGAUGGUACAAAAGCAAAACUAAGAAACCCUUCCUAUUUUCCCGAUUGUAAUAAUCAACAUUAUUUGAAUUUAUUGAUUCCAACAAUGCAUUUAUUUGCUGAUCUUAGGCAUGUAUGGAUAGAAAUCGCUUUAGUAACACGAACUAUCAAUGGAUGUAUUUAUUUCAAUCCAUUAUUUGAUUUUUAUCCAUACUACGAUGGUUUAUACGGUGAUCCUUGUAAUCCAAUGUUUAUUAAACUUGAAGAUGAUAAAACGUAUCCAUUGACAAAAUAUACAGACGAAUUACAAAAACUGAAGUUAAAGUUAGUUGUAAUAAUGCUUACAAACGCUGAAUUAGUGAAAAAACAACCAUUGAAAGUAUUUCCGUCAUUGAGCUCAAAUGUACAAAUACAGGACACAAAACACAGAGCACACGAUAAACUGAAAAAUGAUUUUCAUUUGAAUGAUCUUCGUUUUGCUAUAACUUUAUGGACUCAAGAACCUAACGAUAAAGAACAUCAACGACGUCCUGAUAUUCAAUAUAUUAGUCCGAUUUCAACACAGGAUAAGAAGUUCAAAGUUAAAGGAUAA
Molecule: messenger RNA, 2340 nt
Organism: Adineta steineri
Lineage: Eukaryota; Metazoa; Rotifera; Eurotatoria; Adinetida; Adinetidae
Source: the annotation of a GenBank genome assembly